Messenger RNA from Helianthus annuus (common sunflower), 1173 nucleotides. RefSeq lists its product as uncharacterized. Lineage: Eukaryota; Viridiplantae; Streptophyta; Magnoliopsida; Asterales; Asteraceae. Bases 209 to 595 code for a protein of 128 amino acids. The transcript has 4 exons. The record is from RefSeq and is a predicted model, not a curated record.
UAAAAUAACGAGAAAGGGUUUAUUGGUAUGAUGUCACCUUCUAGUUCCACUACCUUUCCACGGUUGUUCAGCCGUGAAGCUAUCAUUCAACCACCGUUAACCGUCGUCUAACCUAAAAAUUCAUCUUCUCAUGAUCACCACUGCUGCCACUAAACUCGUCUUAUCACGCGUUUGAACCUGCGAUUCAACAAGCAUAAACAACAACACAAUGGCAAUAAUAAUUAGAAGACCGUUGUUGAUCGGCGUUUUAAUCGUCAUGGCUCUCGGAAUCUCCGUCUACUUGAGGCUCUGGACCAUCGAUUACCAGAUUUCAUCCACUGAAACUGAAUUACUGAGAAGGCAGUUUGAUCUUGCAAAUAGAGAAGCGGUUGAUGAGUCUGCGGAAUGGAGACUUAGAUUUGAUGAAGCGGAAGAACGCGCAAACACAUGUGCGAACGAGUUAAAAAGCCAGGUUAAGGCGAAUCUUGGGGAUAAUAGUAUGACCAAAAGGCUAGAUAUGUUGCAGAAGGAGAAUAUGAACUUGCUGGAAAGGGUUGAGACCUUAAAACAAGAGCUUGAAGCUGAGAAGUUGAAAUGCAGUACGCAGAAGUUGUAAUCAUGUUGGCUCUUUGACCACUGAUGAGAGUGUUUGGAGCUUUGACGAAAGAUAUUCAAGUGAUUGAUUCUUAUGACCUUUGCAUCCUUCAUCUUGAUCUUCUCGUGUAUUGUUGUGUUAUUUGGACUUGUUGCGUGUUGAGAUUUUGUUUGAUUAGGGAUCUAAAUAGAAAGAUAUUGUAUUUAACUGAAAUAUAGUGUAUCCGGAAAAGGAAAUUAUUUUUUCACAGAAGACAAAAGUUUGUGUUAUAUUCAGUUUUGACUUUACAGCCAUACAGAAUUUGACAUCAAGGGGAUCACUGAUGAUGGUUGCUUUUAUGUCAUCGUGAUGGCGAUGAUCAAAAGUUGAAGAAUUGACGGUGAAGGUGAACUUGCAGAGGCGGAAGGGCGAGUCCAACUGGCAUCACAUGCAUGCGUUGCACGUCUCUCAUCCUCUUUGACGCGGUGUUAGCCAUAUUAGCCUUGUUAAGAUACAGUGAUGGGACGAUGGAACUGUGAGCAUGUAAAGACAAUACUUUUACGAUAGAAGAUUGAAUUUAGGGUAAAGGCAACCUAAUCUGUAAUUUCUAAGUGUUUGUU